UGUUGUUGGCUUUAUUAUUGCUAUGGGGUUGUGUAACUGUUUACGAAAAUUAAUUCAAAAGCUUUUAUCCAAAAGCUUAAUGCGCAGUUGCUAAUCAUGACGACGGUCUCUGGCGGAGAAGGGCAGUGAUUUAAAAUAAUUGCGCUAGCAGAGCGGUACGUUUGUAAAUCUGUCCUGGACAAUAUUUCUGAAGCUUCUAUUAUGGGAAAUGGAAGAUACCAAAUCGGAAGAUGGUUUCUUCUAUCCCCCCUCCGUGCCCCGCUGACAGUGGACACGCCUGCGUCUCGCUGGACUGAGUUCGCCGAAGAUGCGCUGAAGAUGGCGAUGAACGUGAGGUGUGCGGGCGGUUAUUGUGAAGGUUCUGACCCUGUACUGAAGUCUCCUCUGAACAUGAUGUGCCGGCAGCAGCAGGUGCCACCUUUCCAAGCCAUGCCGCCAUCCCAGCCGUUGGGGCCUCCGAUGGUCAUGUCCCCGGACCUUCUUCCCUUCUCCCUGUCUGCUCCUCUGUCUGCCAAAUCUCCUCCUUACCUCCAGCUGGUGCAGAGACCCCCUGCCCCAGCAGUGCCACCUCCCAGCCCUAAGCCGCAGGAGGAAGAGUGUCAGGCUGGGGGAGUGGAGCAGGAUGCCACGCUGGAGGAACUCUGCAAACCUCUGUACUGCAAGCUUUGCAAUGUCACACUGAACUCAGCGCAGCAAGCACAGGCCCACUACCAGGGUAAAAACCAUAGUAAGAAGCUGAGAAAUUUUUAUGCUGGAAGUCAGCAGCCACCGGCAAUCAGAAUACCUGAGGUUGUAGAGCCUGUGUCUUUACAGCCUUUCGCAAACACACCAGCAGAAAACUCUACUGCAUGCAAGCAGGGUGCCAGGGUGAUCCUGGCCACGGAGAACGACUACUGUAAGCUGUGCGAUGCUUCCUUCAGCUCCCCCGCUGUGGCGCAGGCACACUACCAGGGCAAAAACCAUGCAAAGAGGCUGCGACUAGCCGAGGCCCAGCAGAGCGCCCCGUUCCAAGACUCGAUGGAAUCUAGCCAAAGGCGGCAGAGGAAGGAAGGAAGUGAGUUCAAAAUGAUUAAGAAUCGCAGGAAUGUACAUGUGCCUCCCAGUGUGCCAGGUCCAUACUACCGGCCUCGGCAAAGAAUCCCGCGGGAUCUGGCCAUGUGUGUGACCCCUAGCGGCCAGUUCUACUGCUCCAUGUGCAACUCGGGUGCCGGUGAGGAGGCCGACUUCCGCCUACACCUGGAGAGCAAGCAGCACAAGAGUAAGGUGUCUGAGCAGCGCUACCGCAGUGAGAUGGAGCAUCUGGGAUACACCUAGCGCACAUGAGCCAUGGGGGCACGUGGCUGUCCUUUGCACCGUGGCCUGUAGGACUGGACAGUCUCCUGGGGACAAAGGGUACGGGGACUUUUUGGAAAGAGGUCCUUGAAACCUGGGGGAAUAGUUUGUUUUUAUUUUUAAUUUUUUCUUUAGAUGAAGAAGUAUAAUGCUGGAUAUAUUUAUUUCUGUAUUUAUUUCAGGACAUAACGAUUGCACACACUCUUCUCCUGCUGGUAAGAUUAUGAACAUAACCCUCUGUUUGUGUGCCGUUUUUGUUUUUAGCCUGACGUACUGUUUGAUGCAAGUAGCGCCUGAGACAAUAGCUAUUACUUUGAAUAAAUAGCAGUAUACUGUCCCGCAAUAUCAAGAAAAAUGUUACUUGGCAAUCUGUGCUUACUGCCCUUUUUUUUUUUUUUGUUGGUGGCUUUCUGGGAAUCGUUGCUGAUUUGUCAAGUUCAGUGCAAAUGCACACUUCCACCUGUGGAACUUGUUGUACUUUGAUUGCAAUGACAAUUUUUGUUGGCUUUGCGUGAAUAACUUUGAGCGCAGUUUUGAUAUUUGCAUUUGUGUAAUUGCCUAUUUUGUCAUGCAGAAUUUUUGUGCAGUGCAUCGACAAAGACAAAGAUAUGUAAGCAGGCUUUUUUUUUUUUUUUUUUUUUAAAAAAAAAAAAAAAAAUUUACUUUGAAUUAGUCCAGAGCUUAGUCAGGACUUUUGCUAAGGACCUCUGUAAGAGAUGCCUUGAUGCUCAGAAACAAUUCCAAAUAAAUAAUUACACACACACACACACACACACGCCAUUUUUUUCUUCAUUUAAAGAUUAAGCAGAUAUUACUGACUCAAACUCAUGCAUAGUUACUUAUUUGUAAGUUAAAUACAAGAUACAAUUACAGAUAAAGAAUUUCAAGUGGGUAGAAUUAAGAAAUUCUUUAUUGGAGCUACUGUGUUUGUUAGAGUUAUUGUACGCCGGGGCUCCAGACCCGUAACAGUCAAAUGUGCGGUAGGAUGUAAAAAUCCAUAGUAAUUGCAUUUUUAGCAAUUAACAUGUUCAACAGAAAGUUUGCUAGCUAGUUAAACAGUUUUAUAGUUGUGGUUUAUUUCACCCUCCCACUGUGUAAGUUUGAGAAGAAAUGUAUGUUGGUACUUAAAACACUGUAUUCAAUAUUGUGCACUCAUUUCAUUUUUGUAUUAUUGUGUUAUGCAGACCAGUUUGUUUUGCUUUUGAUUAUGCACUAGUUUAAUUGGAACUCAGAGGGUGAUCCAAACUUCUGCAUGCUUUUAUCUUAGCACCUCUGAUUUAUGACCUGUUACAUCCUAUGGACAGAAAUAUCUGCUAUGUCUUGUGAUUGAACUUAAUAAUCAGUGAGCAUUUUUUUUGUAUUUCAGAAUGAAGUAAUAGUCUAUCAGUGUUUUGAGUAUGAUGUUACAUACAUGAUAUUUUCAGAGUACAAUUACUUAUUUUUACAAUAGAGUUUAUGCACUGAAGGAAUUUGUAGGCAUGAUGCUUUGGAAAUGGACCAUAUAUGAGGUGUAUCAGUGUAAAUGCAGCCAUUUUAGUAUGUUGACUUUGAAUCAUAGUUUUAUAGUUCAUUUGGGGUAAUAGUUAUGUUUAUUUUUUUCUUUACUUGUAAUCCUAAAUGUUUACAAAAGGAGCUUCUCAUGAGAAGGCGACGAGAUUUAAUGUUACACCUUAUGUUGCUGUAGUUGAUGGGGCUUCUUAAUUAGCAUUGCUGAUCCAUCUCGGGCAUUUUAAAUAUUUUUGUUGAUUGAAACCACUGUUAUUAUUAAAGUCCAACUGUUAGGGUCCAUUGUGCAACCUUUGGAACACAGUAAGUUUUGCAUGAUUUUUGUUUAAGACUCCGUAAAUGACUUUUUCAUGAACACCGUAGCGUGAGUUAAAAAUAUAUUUUUGUAAAUAACAAAAAGUGUUUAUGGUCAUCAGUAGAAAGAAUUUCUAUUUGGAAACUGGUUUCAGUUUUGCUCUAAAAUAUAAAGUGUUCACUCUGACAUAGCAGGGCAUUGACAUUAGAAAGCCUUACACAAAAAAGUUACAAUUUCAGGGAAGUUGUGGCACUUUAUUUUGUAUGUGAUGCAUUACUUAAAAUGACAUAAUCACAAAUGCUUUAUUAAAUAUCGUUGUGCUCUGCCGUUUAGAAGUUCUGCGUCUGACUAAUAUGUUACAUAAUGUGGGGCGUGAGAUGCUUUUUCUUGUUAGAGUAAGAAGGUGAAUUGGCGGUGCGAGAUGUGAGCUUUGCGCACACAUCUUGGCAAUGAGCCUUUCCAGGUUCACCAGUUCAUAGCAACAUGCAAUUUUCAGUGAACACUGUGCUUACCAGGAAGCGAGUCAGAUGUGAUUCAUAAAAUAUAUGUAUAGCGAGAGUGACUCAGGAUUUGAUGCUCCUUUUGAAUUAUUUCAGCCAUUAUUGUUGUUUGUAUUACUUUACGUGACGGAUUUGUUAGCAUGUGGAGACAAAUUAAUAAAGUUUGGAUGAAAUAUUCAGUAUGAUUUUGAAAAUUUACAGUUUCAAAGGGGCACCUAGUAGCGUAGUGGUUAGGGCUGCUGCCUCUGAUCUAAAGGUUGCAUGCUCGAAUCCCACC
Messenger RNA from Scleropages formosus (Asian bonytongue), 3910 nucleotides. It is a transcript of the gene zmat3, whose product is annotated as zinc finger, matrin-type 3. Gene Ontology annotation, molecular function: nucleic acid binding; zinc ion binding. Lineage: Eukaryota; Metazoa; Chordata; Actinopteri; Osteoglossiformes; Osteoglossidae. The coding region runs from base 202 to 1314 and encodes 370 amino acids. The transcript is spliced from 8 exons. The record is from RefSeq and is a predicted model, not a curated record.